Molecule: messenger RNA, 513 nt
Organism: Onthophagus taurus
Lineage: Eukaryota; Metazoa; Arthropoda; Insecta; Coleoptera; Scarabaeidae
Source: RefSeq, a predicted model, not a curated record
ACUAAUAUUUUUAAAAUUGCCUUAUUACGCAUCAAAGAAAAAAUGGCAUGGCCAACAGAAGAAAAUUGUAAAAAGUACAACCUUCGCAAAUCAGUGUCUUCAAUUGGUUUCAACACGGGGCAACCGAAUUUAAGUCUUCGCGAAGCAAGAUCUUUUACAGGUGCUUUGGAAGAAUUAAAAUGCGGCCCAAAAUCAACAAAUUUCUGUUCACAUGAACACAACAUAAAUUCGAACGAGCAAUUACAUAAAAGCGAAAUUGAUGGAACUGUUGAGCGUGGUUACGUCACAAAAGAAAUAAUUUCGAACCAAGUAUUCUUGGUGAGAGAUGAUAUGUUGAAUUAUAGAGGAAAAAGGUACUCGUUGAAUGAUAUCGCGACGCGUUGGAAAAAAGAUUGUCGCAUGUGGUUGUGGAAAAAUAAAUUGAACAAAAAACGUAAUAGAUCGGUUGGGGAAAUACGAGAGAAGAUUCAAAAUUUAAAAAUACCCAGUAGAUCUUCAUAAAAAUUAAAUUCU